Messenger RNA from Asterias rubens (European starfish), 1672 nucleotides. Its product is annotated as U6 snRNA-associated Sm-like protein LSm5. The transcript is spliced from 5 exons. The coding region runs from base 56 to 334 and encodes 92 amino acids. The record is from RefSeq and is a predicted model, not a curated record. Gene Ontology annotation, biological process: mRNA splicing, via spliceosome. Gene Ontology annotation, cellular component: U4/U6 x U5 tri-snRNP complex; U6 snRNP; Lsm1-7-Pat1 complex. Gene Ontology annotation, molecular function: RNA binding. NCBI's taxonomy places the organism in Eukaryota, Metazoa, Echinodermata, Asteroidea, Forcipulatida, Asteriidae.
UAUGCAUAGCGCCACCAAGCGAUUGAGUUUUUUUGGGUGAGCUCGCAAAAUCAAAAUGGCAGCCGCCACAACAACCACGAAUCAAUCGCAACUCUUGCCGCUUGAGCUGGUUGAUAAAUGCAUUGGAUCCAGAAUACACAUCGUGAUGAAGAGUGACAAGGAGAUUGUCGGUACUCUCCUUGGAUUUGAUGACUUUGUCAACAUGGUCUUGGAAGAUGUUGUUGAAUUUGAGUUGACAGCUGAGGGGAGGAGAGUAACCAAACUAGACCAGAUUCUUCUGAAUGGAAAUAACAUCACCAUGUUAAUCCCUGGAAGUGAAGGCCCAGAAGUAUAGCAACUGUUGGUGAAGGGGGUUGGACCAACCCGGUUGGUUAGGGGUGAAUAAAGUAGCGAGCUGAGUGGGUGAGACGCUUCUACUAGAGUUUCUACUUCAUUUCCAGUGGUGUGCUUACAGGUUAAUUGAACUGUUAUUCAUUUCUCACUCUGGCUUUUAUUGUAAACUGCACACAGGAGGUGGGUCCAAGCACACCUCAUAAAACAAAAUGAAAUAACCUGUCUGCUGCCCUCUAGUGUCAGCAAGGCUCCCAUUGGCCGUUUACUCUCAACAUGCCUUCACCACGUGAUUGUCCAUUUCAAACUAAGAGUAUAAGUGAUUCAGUUCCAACUACUACAUGUACAUGUAGUCUGAAUCAGUCGAGCUGUGUGUUCUCGUUGGAAUUCAGUACCACAACCAAACAAGCCUUACCUUGCAUAUUGUAAAUUGCAGUUGAAGAUUCAAUAAACCCACUAUUCUACUUGAGGGGCAGUGACCCUAUAACCCAAAAAGUCCUGCAAUCUAAUAUUGUUCCAAACUUACACUUUUAAAGAUUUACUGACACUAAGUGAAGUCUUAACCUUCUUUUGUAAGUUCAGCAAAUAUUGAUAAGAAAGAAGUUAUUCGGUCAAGUAAAACUUCUAAGUAACUCGAUCUUGUGGACGUUUUUUUGAACUUAAACCCAUGCAGUUGUGUAUCAAAUGUUAUCAUUGUUGCUGUAUAAAAAAAAUUCUUUAUAAUAUUUUUGAGAAGGCAGGCCCAAUUAGGCCCAAAUUAAGAGACUCAUUUCAAACAAUGUGUACCCAUAGACUUGGCUGACACAAUUUUAUUUGUCCAUGGUUGUGGUUGUGGUUGAGACAAUAGUCUCAAUUGCUUGACAUGCAAGAGGGGAGUGUAGACUUUUCAUCAGUAAAGGGCAUCCAGUGAGGUAAAUGUCAAUUUAUACUAAAACACAUAGAUUUUUCACCCAUUUCAUCAAUACCACGCACAAGACCAGUUGUGUCAAGGGAUAAAGGUCUGGAAGAUCAUGUUUAAUUCUUUAAAAACAUUCAAUUAUCUGAUUAUUUCUCAUGUUUUGUUUGUGUAUGGUUAACGUAACCAGGUUACAAUUUUGAUUUCCAAUGCCAAAAUAGAAGCAAGAUUUUGUUAGGAAGAAACGUUUUAUUUUGGAAAUACAUGUCAAUUAAUUCUGAAUACUUUCGCUAAUCUGUUCUUGUUCAAAGCUUGACGGAACAUGAGUAAUUUUUUUAAGUUUUAAAGCAUGUAUACUUUGUGUUAAUCAAGUGUAGUUUGUGAUUACAUUAUGACUGUAGACCUUUUUAUAUAUUAAAGAAAACUUUCUUUAGGAAAACAAAAACA